AUGAUGGUGACCCAGGACGACGACGAGGCCCUGCUCCGUUCUCCACGGCCACGGCCUCUGCUGGUACAAACACACGUGCCCUACUCCCUGCUUCCCGAUGCCAUCACGGCAGAGGGCUCCGGGUGCCGGCUCGUGUACGUGUGCCGGGAUCCCAAGGACAUGCUGGUCUCCUUCUGGAACUUCUACCUCAAGGAAGCGGCGACGCUGGCCGCCGCCGGUUGCGGCGGAGGCUGGGUCGGGGAGUCGGCGGCGGCAGGCCUCACCAAAUUCGAGGACGUCUUCGAGCUCUUCUGCGAGGGACGGUACCCCGGAGGCCCGUACUGGCGCAACGCCCUGGAGUUCUGGCACGAGAGCCAGAGGAGGCCCAACGAGGUGCUGUUCCUAAGGUACGAGGACAUGCUGGGAGAUCCGGUCGGUAAUCUCAAGAAGCUAGCGGCGUUCAUGGGGUGCGCGUUCUCCGAGGAGGAGGAGGAGGCUGGGGUGGUGGAGCAGAUCGUGGAGCUCUGCAGCUUGGCGAGUCUCAAGAGCAUGGACGUGAACAAGAAUGGCAGUACGGUGCUGGCCUUCAGGAAUGUGGCAUACUUCAGGAAGGGGCAGGUCGGCGACUGGAAAAACUACAUGACGCUGGAUAUGGCGGCGAGGCUGGAUAAGAUUGUUGAGGAGGCCACUCGAGGUUCUGGACUCACCUUUGCGGGGUCAGUCUCUCAUAAUUAA
This is a messenger RNA of Miscanthus lutarioriparius, 714 nucleotides long. The record is from the annotation of a GenBank genome assembly. Lineage: Eukaryota; Viridiplantae; Streptophyta; Magnoliopsida; Poales; Poaceae.